UGCGCGCGUCUCUUCCUCUUUAAGAAGGCGGAUUCGCCUCUGAACACACUGUGUUUGUUACGAGCCUUGAAGCGGCACAUGGAAGCGACACAGUCAAAUCCCUGUCUCUGAAUAUGGCGAAACUUACUGGCACUGACAGCACACGGAACGGCCGGGAAGUUUUUUUGAAUUCUGCUUUUCAUUACGAUGAAGAGUAAAUGAGUUGUCACGUUUUCUGUACGUAUAUCUGAGGUUGUAUCAACUAGUUUCAUCAUAUGGUUCUUCUGCUGCCACACACGCGCCUGUAAAUGCGACAGCGCUGGCGACUCCCGUCUGAUCUGACACUCACAGCUGGAUAUUAUCGGCUGUUUAGGAGCAACUCUGGAGAGCAGAAAACAGGUCAGGAGAGCAGAGACUGAGAUGGAAGUGCUGUCAAGCCCUAACAGACGCCAGUAAGCGGGUAGAUUCAGUGAAUUAGACGCGAUGGCAGCGUCCAGCAACUCAAGUCUGUCGGGUUCCUCCGUCUCUUCGGGCUUCUGUAUUUGGACUUCGGAGAAUGAUUCAGAUCCUGAAGAUUAUCAGCCACCGAUAUGGAAAUCGUACUUGUACCAGCUACAGCAGGAAGCACCAAGACCAAAGAGGAUCACAUGUCCUCAGGAGAUGGAGAGCAGACCCAAAUACUAUGGAAGAGAGUUCCAUGGUCUGAUUUCCAGAGAGCGUGCAGAUGAACUGCUGGCUGGUACAGAAGGUGCUUACCUCAUUAGAGAGAGUCAGAGACAACCAGGAACACAUACACUUGCUUUGAGAUUUGGUGGCCAGACUCUGAACUACCGACUCUUUUAUGAUGGAAAGCACUUUGUGGGAGAGAAACGUUUCGAGUCAGUUCAUGAUCUGGUUACAGAUGGCCUCAUUACUCUCUAUAUUGAGACAAAGGCAGCAGAAUACAUCGCUAAGAUGACCACAAACCCCAUCUAUCAGCAUCUGGGCUACACCUCUCUCCUGAGGGACAAAAUCACUCACCAACUCAACCAGACCCGCUCUGAGCCCAAAAAAGUUACUUUCCAGCAGGAUGAAAAGAUCAGCCCGUCACCACUGAGCCGACGGACCACAAUCAAGGAUGGACCGGAGAAACACUGCAAUUAUGAAAAGAUCCACAACUUUAAGGUACACACCUUCAGAGGGCCGCACUGGUGUGAAUACUGUGCAAACUUCAUGUGGGGUCUUAUCGCCCAGGGCGUCCGUUGCUCAGACUGUGGGCUGAACGUGCACAAACAGUGCUCCAAACUCGUGCCCAGUGACUGUCAGCCGGACCUCCGCAGGAUCAAGAAGGUCUUCAGCUGUGAUCUCACAACGCUGGUCAAAGCCCACAACACGCCACGGCCGAUGGUUCUGGACAUUUGUAUCAAAGAGAUCGAGCACAGAGGUUUGAAAUCAGAGGGUCUGUACAGAGUGUCAGGCUUCACAGAACACAUAGAAGAUGUCCGACUGGCCUUCGAUCGAGAUGGUGAGAAGGCAGACAUCAGUGCCAAUAUGUACCCAGACAUCAAUAUAAUUGCCGGAGCUCUGAAGCUUUAUUUGCGAGAUCUGCCCAUUCCAGUUAUCACAUAUGACGUCUACUCCAAAUUUAUUCAAGCUGCCAAAAUAACAGACCCUGAUUCUAGACUGGAGGCAGUUCAUGAUGGUCUCCUCCAACUUCCUCCAGCCCACUAUGAGACCCUGCGGUACCUGAUGACGCACCUGAAGAGGGUUACCAUGCACGAGAAGGACAAUUACAUGAACUCAGAGAACCUAGGAAUCGUUUUUGGCCCAACACUCAUGCGGCCCCCGGACCUGAACACACUCACCACUCUCAACGACAUGAGAUACCAGAAACUGAUAGUUCAGCUCCUGAUAGAGCAUGAGGACAUCUUGUUUUAAACAGCUGAAAUGAAGACAUCUUUUAAAGACUUUAAAGAGCGUGUACAUUUAAAAAAGCAGCCUGCCACACAUUUCAAAGAAAUUAUGUUUUCUCUUUUGUCUACAAAAUUUGGACUUAUAUGCACAUUUCACUCAAUGUGUUUCAAUUCCCCAAACAAAUACUGUUAAGCAUGGAGUAAAUGAACAUUCAUGCUAAAAACAGAAUUACUUAUUAUUGGGCAUUUUGUUUAAAGGAGUAGUUCACCCAAAAUGAAAAUUUCCAGAAACUUUGAAUGUAGAUGAGUUUGUUUCCCCAUCAGAACCGAUUUUGAGAAAUUUAGCGUUACACACCUGCUCACCAGAGGACCCUCUACAGUGAAUGGGUGCCGUCAGGUUCAGAGUUCAAACCGCUGAUAAAGACAUCACAAUAACCCACAAGUAAUCCACAUGACUCCAGUCCAGCAAUUAACAUCUUGUGAAGUGAAAAGCUCUUAACAAGAUGUUAACUGAUUAUGAUAAUUGAUGAACUAGAGUGUGGAUUAUUGCAAUGUUUUUAUCAGCUUUUUGGACUCUUGUUCUGACGGCACCCAUUCACUGCAAAAAGGAUCCAUGGGUGAGCAAGUGAUACAAUGCAAAAUUUCUAAUUUAUAAUUUAUAAUGCAAAAAAGGCAAGACAGUUAAGAUCAUGUGUAAAGCACUUUUUAAUUUAACAUGGAGUGUAAAUAGAUAAUAUUUUGUUCACCCGGUGUUAAUAAUGCUGUGUUUAACCCAUGCCUCCUUCAAAUUAUAUUUUGUUAGCCCUGACAACAAUUAAGUGAUCUACGUUAUCACCCUGUGAAUGGAAAAAAUGGUUUUGUGAGCUUUUAUUUAGUGCCUGUUCCUUCCUUCUUGGACUUGGUCCCAUUUCAAUGAUUUCGCUAAACAAAAUUACGUGUAUUGUGUUCAUCUUGGACUCCUGAGACAAGAUCAGUUAUUCACCUUGAAAAAAAAAGUCUGCAUAUGGUACCAUUACCUUGGUUUGAGUUCCUUCAAAUUGUUUAUUUGAUAAAAGACCUUUUUACAGAUAUUUCUGUGAAUGAUUGUAAUUAUGUGUAAUUUAUCAAAUGCUGAUUUAUUAAAUUAUGUAAAUCUGGUUACUUUAAAUCAGUUUGACAGUCAAAAUGAA
This is a messenger RNA of Cyprinus carpio (common carp), 3040 nucleotides long. RefSeq names its product beta-chimaerin-like. The record is from RefSeq and is a predicted model, not a curated record. Gene Ontology annotation, molecular function: GTPase activator activity. Lineage: Eukaryota; Metazoa; Chordata; Actinopteri; Cypriniformes; Cyprinidae. The coding region runs from base 463 to 1896 and encodes 477 amino acids. The transcript has 14 exons. Gene Ontology annotation, biological process: signal transduction; positive regulation of GTPase activity; regulation of small GTPase mediated signal transduction.